Molecule: messenger RNA, 3660 nt
Organism: Periophthalmus magnuspinnatus
Lineage: Eukaryota; Metazoa; Chordata; Actinopteri; Gobiiformes; Gobiidae
Product: zinc finger X-chromosomal protein
Exons: 6
Coding region: 687-2627 (646 amino acids)
Biological process (GO): regulation of transcription by RNA polymerase II
Cellular component (GO): chromosome; nucleus
Molecular function (GO): chromatin insulator sequence binding; metal ion binding; DNA-binding transcription activator activity, RNA polymerase II-specific
Source: RefSeq, a predicted model, not a curated record
CAGUAACAAAUGCAGUGCGAAGACAAUGGAUGAGGAUGACACCAGGCUUUCUAUACAAUCCAGAGAGCCUAAGUUAAUACUACACGGAUCGGAUCAUAGGUUCUCAAAGCGGGGGUUGAGUCUUGAGGCACUGACCAGGGGGUCGUUAGUUAUUACACUAUAAUAAUAUAUUUUAAGUAAGUAUAUUGUAGUGAAACUGGGUCAACCAAGACCGUAAAUUUUGGACAUAAAUGAAUAAAACUGGUUUAAAAUGUUUUGCAUUACAGACAUUAGUUUCUAUCCUGGGCUUGUUGCAUAGGUUGUUUUGGUGUUCCUGGCCUGAAAAAUUUGGGAACCUGAUUGAUAUAAUUGAGGACUUUUCAUUUUUCUUUACCUAUGUAUGUUUAAGCAAUUUGUAUUUUGGGGCAUUUCAAGAAGCAGGAUUCUUUUGUUAGCCAGUUAACUUAUAUGUUAGGUGUUACUGGUGCAGAUGAUGGUUAAAUCUGUCAUUGUAAAAUUGAAGAUGACUCGUAAUUUUUCUUGGGUCAAGUCCGCACACGUAUUAAAAAACAACAUAAUGUUAUUUAUUGGCUUGUUAACUGGCUAACUAGGUAAUCCUGCUUCUUGCAGAUGAGGGUGGUGCCGGCGGGCAGUUUGUUGUGGAGCUUCAAGAGACUGUGUUGGUAUCAGAAGGCGAGGGGGAAGGCAUGGCGGUUCACAGGUUUGCCUCAGAGGAGCUAGUCAUCCAGGAUGCAGUUGAGGAUGUGGUUUCUGAGUAUGUACACUGCGAUGAAGAUGAAGAUGUUGCUGUAGAGACCUGUGUGAUGGCCCUAGAGGGAGACGAGGAAGGAGUAGCCAUGAGUGACAUCCCAGAGGACGGUUUGGACCAAGAACAGCAGGACGAGGACCAGGACGGCUGUGGAGACUACUUAAUGAUAUCUUUGGAUGAAGCUGGUAAAAUGGUGUCUGAAGAUGGGACCGAAGUGACAGUAGAGGGAGCUGUGGAGGAUCAUGAAGUGGAGAAGGAUGAGGAUGGACAGGAAGUCAUCAAGGUGUACAUCUUUAAAGCAGAUUCUGGAGAGGACGACAUGGGUGAAUCCGUAGACAUCAGUGACAAUGAGAGUAUGGCACUGGCUGACUCUGGACAUCCACUUAGAGAGAAAAUGGUUUACAUGUCUGUAGGGGACUCUCGACACAAUCAAGGAAACCAUGGUCCUGAUGAUGGCGAGGGUUGUGAAAAUCGCAAUGGGGCAGCAAGCGCUCUGCUGCACAUUGAUGAGUCUGAUAGAACUGAUGAACUCAACAGGCAACGCAGCAAGAAGAGAAGGUCUGAGCCGCGGCAGGUGCAGACAGCCAUCAUCAUUGGACCCUAUGGUCAGCCUCUAACGGUCUAUCCAUGUAUGCUGUGUGGAAAGAAGUUCAAGUCGCGUGGGUUCCUUAAACGGCACACUAAGAACCACCACCAGGAUGUUCUGACCAGGAAAAAAUACCAGUGCACAGACUGUGAUUUCACUACUAAUAAGAAGGCCAGCCUCCACAACCACAUGGAGGUGCAUGCUCUGAGCAGCAAAGCUCCAUUUGAGUGUGAAAUGUGCGGGAAGGAGUUCCACCAGCAGUCGGCGCUUUUCACACACAGAUUGCAGCACCAAAGGGAACCCAAAACCCAGCCACCACCUCCACCCUCCAAAUUGCACAAAUGCAAGUUUUGUGACUAUGAAACUGCUGAGCAGGGGCUGCUAAACCGCCACCUCUUGGCUGUUCAUAGUAAAAGUUUCCCUCACAUCUGUGUGGAGUGUGGUAAGGGCUUCCGCCACCCAUCAGAACUUAAAAAACAUAUGCGCACACACACAGGUGAGAAGCCGUAUUCCUGUCUCUACUGCGACUACAAGUCUGCUGAUUCGUCAAACCUUAAGACUCACAUCAAGACCAAACACAGUAAAGAAAUGCCAUUCAAGUGUGAACGCUGUUUUCAGACUUUUGCUGAGGAGGAGGAGCUAAUCCAACAUGGACUGACUCAUGAGGAGAAUAAGACCCACCAUUGUGCCCACUGUGAUCACAAGAGUUCCAAUUCCAGUGAUUUGAAACGCCAUAUCAUUUCUGUCCACACAAAAGACUAUCCGCACAAAUGUGCGGUGUGUGGGAAAGGCUUCCACAGGCCAUCUGAACUGAAAAAGCACUCCCUAUCCCAUCGCAGCAAGAAACUUCACCAGUGCCGACAUUGCAACUUUAAAAUAGCAGAUCCUUUUGUUCUCAGUCGCCAUAUCUUGUCUGUCCACACAAAAGAGCAACAGGCAUCUCCUGAAAAGACUGAGCCCAAGCGGCCAGAGGCAAACUCUUCAGCAGUCUCUCCUAAAAAGUCAGUGAGUGGCUCCAGUGGCUCUGGUCCUCCGGCCCGAGUGAGUGCAGCCAGCCUUGCCAGCAGUGUCACAGUAGUGAUUGGCAAAGGACAAAAGGAGAGAAGAAUUUACCAGUGCCAGUAUUGUGACUACAGCACAGGGGAUGCUUCAGGGUUCAAACGCCAUGUCAUUUCCAUCCACACAAAAGACUAUCCUCAUCGCUGCGAGAUCUGCUCUAAAGGUUUCCGGCGGCCCUCAGAAAAAAACCAGCACAUUAUGCGUCAUCACAAAGAUGUGCUCCAGGCAGAGUGACUCUAAGCAGCAUGCUGUGCCACAGCCGAGAACUGUUUUAUUGUACUACACACCCACCACGCACCCCUCAAAAAACAUCCACCUGUAUACAGUGUAGUGUAUUUGUUCUACACUUAGUCCAUGUUCUUUUUCAACUUCAACUUUUGACAUUCCCAGGCUUGUAAGUCUUCAAAUGUAUACACAUGUACAUAAUUUUAGAAACAGACCCUUCCUUGGACGUGCACUUGAAACUGCAUGUCCCAUGUGGUGACAGUUGCAUGGCAGAUUGUGCAGAUGUCUUUGUAGUAGAUACUUUUUACUUUGUAUUCAUCAAUUUCCCUCAAAUGCAAAGUGCUAAUUGUUUGCAUCAAUAACAAGUAAUAAGUUACAAACAACAGGUUGCUAUAUUGUUUCUAGUAGCACUUGGUCAAGUAAUGGCGUGUGUUCAACAGUGCAUGUGGCCACAUUUACGUCUGACAAUUUCUAACCAUGAAACGGAGCAGUUCUGUAACUGCGUGCUGAUCAUGUACUUCAAUUAUGCAGUAUAAAUAUUUUUUAAUGGAACUGAACAAUUGCCCAACCAAGUUGUCGUAAAAUCUUUAUCAACGAGCCAAAAGGCUGUCGUGUUGACUAUUUUUAUCAUUUAGUUUUUAAUUUAAAUUGAGCAUUAUAAAAAAAAAAAAAAAAAAAAACACUUUACCAGGUGCUUCAUUUGUGUUCAGUGUGAAUGCAGCAUCAGAGAAUGAGGACAGGUGUUUUCUGAUGUAGUUUUUCUCGUAAAAAUGAAAUGCACAUCAAGAUGCAAAUAUAAACCUGGUGCUGGUGGGGUUCUGCUUUUUACGUUUUCCCAUGUUGACCAUCUUUGUUCUCUAUAUUUAUUUCUUUUACUUGUAUAGUUGAGUGUAACUAGAACUCUAUGGGACGUAAAUUAUUGUUUUGUAUACAACAUGUACAAAGCGUGUAGAUGUAAACACUUGAAAUGGAUUCCGAACUGUGUUGUUAUGGAUGUACCACAGCAUACUUGUUUAAAAGUAAUAAAAAACACGUGUUUUUA